UUACUACGUAAUGCGAUCAGUCGAAAUCGUGUCUGCUUGCAGUGUUGUUUGAUUAUCCACCAUUUUUAAUUGCUCAUAUUUUUCGAGUGUUAUUAUACUCCUGUUUACCUUACUCAUUUUAUUUUUUUUAAUCUUUUUCUUCUACUUUUUAUUCUUCUUUGUGUGCUGUUUCCUCAAGGGAUCAACACGAAGUUGAAAUUUGUUGAAGAGAAAGAGGGAAAAACAAAAGAAAAGACACUCGAGAAACACAAACAACGAAAAGAAAGAAAGAAAGUAUUUAUCAUCUUCGGUGUGAAAAUAAAAAAUAAAAAAGAGAGAAAGAUAAAGAUAGAAAAAGUGGUGUCCUAUGCGUUUGUUUGAGAUAAAAAGAAAAACUUCGGAAGGAAGCGUUGAGAGAAGGGAAAGAGGAGGUGGAGGAGGAGGAGGAAGCGGGCAUAUAUGAAAACUUACCGCGAGGAUAAUCAUCAAUAUUUUAGGGUUACCUCGAUCAUCAUCGUCAUGAAGUAAAAUAACCGAAGGGAAGGACUACCAAAUAUUUAUUUCCUCUUAUCGAGGAAAGAGACGAGAGAAAAAUACGCCGGCCAAGAGGCGCGGCAACGAAUUCAGCCCCAAGCGACCGAACUGAGUCCUCAGUGUAGGCUAGUCGGCUCGCUCAAGGUGCUACUAUAGUUUUCCAAAGGCUUACCCUCCCUGAUUCUAACGAAAAAAAAACGAAAAAUAUUAAAUAACUACGAGAUUAAUACAACAGGAACAACGAAAGGAUAAUGUUAAUGAAAUUGUCUUGUAAAUUUUAUUUCUUCGUCGAAGUUUGAAACUACGAUUGAUGAUAAAAGUAAUAAGAGGAAGUUGUUUGUUAUUAUACGGUGAAAGAAUUUUAAUUCCUACUGUGAUAUCAUUAUAAUAAUAAUAUUAAUAAUAAUAAUAAUAAUAAAUAAUAAAUAGUAAGAAUAUUUUUUGGAGAAAAAAAGAAAAGAAAGAAAGAGAAAUAAACAAAAAAAAAGGGAGAGAGAAUUACACAAAGUAACAAACGCCGUCGUGAGAGAAACUAAAACUCGCCGGCGGCGAUAGUAAAAGAAAAAAGAAAAGAAAAGAAAAUAUGGCGUUAAACAUGUGCGCUCAAAAUUGCUCCGAGGAUGCAACCGGAUUCCUUUUCGAGAUGAUUUCCGGCGAUAUUUCGUUCUCCUGGAACGAGUAUUCCUAUUUUAUAGCAUACAAUCCUUGGUUCUUUUCGAUACUUGGCAGUACUAUGGUCGGGCUUGCUGGUAUAUUACCGCUUUUGGUCAUCCCAAUUGAAGAAGGAGCUGAUCUCAAGAAUGGAGCUAAUGCAGGAACAUUGAAAUUGCUUUUAAGUUUUGCCGUUGGUGGUCUUUUGGGCGAUGUUUUCUUACAUCUUUUACCAGAAGCAUGGGAAAACGAUUCCUUAAAAAGAGCUGCGAAUCCAGAUCUAUCGUCAAUGCCUUGCGGUCUUUGGGUUCUCUCUGGUUUUUUGGUUUUUGUUAUUGUUGAGAAGAUUUUUGCUUUCGAUCAUGAUCCAGAUGAAAUACAGACUGACAACGACCACCAACAACAGUCGGAGAUUAUUAAAAAAAAUCUUGAAACGGAAAAAGAAAUGGAGAAUAAUAAUUGUAUUAACGUAAUUGGGGUGAAACAAAAGAAUGGCUACGUUCGACGUUUUGUCGCUAAUGAACUUUUGGAAAUGGAACCAUUUUUGGAAAAGAAAUUAAUGAAAAAUGGAUAUACUGAGAAGGUAAAUGGUAUUACAAAAAAACCAAAAACAAAUGGUUUCUUAAAAUCAGAAUAUAAAAAUGGUAUCAUACUAUCUGAUGGUAUGUCGAUUGACGAAGUUAUGGAUUGUCUGAACAAACUUACAAAAAACAAUGGUUUUUCAUCAUCAUCACCAUCAUUAUUGAAUGGUUGUAUCAUAGACAAAAAACAAGUAUCAUCCAAUACAAAGGAAGUCUUUCAGCAAACUGUUGUCGAUACUGUUGCCCAAAAAACCAGACCAAAACACAUAGCAGGCUAUCUGAAUCUUAUGGCAAAUUGUAUCGACAAUUUUACUCAUGGAUUGGCUGUAGGAGGAUCCUUCCUCAUGUCCUUCAGAUUAGGUGCUUUAACAACCUUCGCCAUUUUGGUUCAUGAAAUUCCACACGAAGUUGGCGAUUUUGCUAUUUUACUUCGCAGCGGGUUCAGUAGAUGGGACGCUGCUAAGGCACAAAUUUUGACUGCGACUGGUGGCAUUUUUGGAUCGUUAGCUGCUCUUGUUUUUUCUGGCGGUGAAGUUGAGGCAAAAACAAGUUGGAUUUUACCAUUUACCGCAGGUGGUUUCCUCCAUAUCGGCUUAGUUACAAUUUUACCAGAACUGCUUAAAGAAUCUAGUCCAAAGGAAUCUUUAAAGCAACUCGCUACUUUGUUAUUUGGUACUACAUUAAUGGCAAUGUUAACAAUUUUAUGCGAUUAAAAAAGUAUUUCUCAUACGAUGAAAAAAUUAAUUAAUUUGAAUAAAUUAUAUAAAAAGAGAAAAAAAAGCGCAUUCAAAAUCUAUCGAUUAUAUUUUAUGAUGGUACUUUACUGAAAUACAAUUUCUUUAAGAGCACACUCUCACAUUAAAUAGUCU
Molecule: messenger RNA, 2614 nt
Organism: Polistes canadensis
Lineage: Eukaryota; Metazoa; Arthropoda; Insecta; Hymenoptera; Vespidae
Gene: Zip99C
Product: zinc transporter ZIP13 homolog
Exons: 6
Coding region: 1097-2458 (453 amino acids)
Biological process (GO): intracellular zinc ion homeostasis; zinc ion transmembrane transport
Cellular component (GO): membrane
Molecular function (GO): zinc ion transmembrane transporter activity
Source: RefSeq, a predicted model, not a curated record